CCUCCCAUUUCUGUGGAAGGAAGCGGAAAUGAGCGUCACAAACUCGAUGCUAGUGGCUAGUUUUUAGGCUCCUAGGACGGGUGUAAGCGACACCACACGUACCUCGCUGGUUGCCCGUAGAGGAAGCAGGGAGUGGAUAAUUAUACGACAGAGGUACCUUUCUGCAUCCUCUAUGUGAGGUCUAAAUCCUAAGGGAACGGGUCAUUGACAGGAGGAGAGACCGAAAACAUUCGAUCACAGAGGCCUGGAUAAGUGUUUUCAUUAUUAUUUUUUUCUUCAGUCACUGAAACGGCUGCAGAUAAGCAGUUUCACAGCACGCUACAAGGACCAUGGAGGCCAUUGCCAAAUACGAUUUCAAAGCUACUGCUGAUGAUGAGCUUAGUUUCAAGCGUGGAGAUGUCCUCAAGGUAUUAAAUGAAGAGUGUGAUCAAAACUGGUACAAGGCAGAGCAGGAUGGAAGAGAAGGCUUCAUCCCCAAGAAUUACAUACAGAUGAAACCCCAUCCGUGGUUCUUUGGGAAGAUUCCCCGUGCCAAAGCAGAGGAAAUGCUAAACAAACAGAGGCACGACGGAGCUUUCCUCAUCAGAGAGAGCGAGAGUGCACCGGGGGACUUCUCUCUGUCUGUGAAGUUUGGAAAUGAUGUCCAGCACUUCAAGGUUCUUCGUGAUGGAGCUGGAAAGUAUUUCCUAUGGGUGGUGAAGUUUAACUCCCUCAAUGAUUUGGUGGAAUACCACCGCUUGAACUCAGUGUCCCGCAAUCAGCAGAUCUUUCUGCGAGAUAUAGAGCAGGUCCCUCAGAAUCCCACAUACGUGCAGGCGCUCUUUGACUUCGAUCCCCAGGAGGAAGGAGAGCUGGGUUUCCGACGUGGCGACUUCAUUCAAGUCCUGGACAACUCUGACCCCAACUGGUGGAAAGGAGGCUGCCACGGCCAAACGGGCAUGUUCCCUCGCAACUACGUCACACCUGUCAAUCAGAACAUGUAAACAGUCAGACCAGUCAGACCAUGUAAACAACAACCACAACAGCAACCAUCACCACCACCACCACCAUCAUCAUCGUUUUUGAUCUCAUCAGCCCCACAUCCAACCCCCACCCUCCCUAAACCAACCCCUUCCCACCUCUCUUGGCCAUCCCACAAUAACGGGAGCAAAGAGAACGCAAACAACUGAAAGACAGAAUAAAAACAGGAGCAGCGCUGUCAUGGGCGUCGCUAUGUGGGCGGCAGCUGAGCAAAAUCAACUUUUAUAUGUGCUGAGAAGGUUCACCUCCCCAGUGAAUGCCUCAGUGAGGAUUGAACUGUCUUUGAGGGAAAUCUAGAUGCAGCAUACAUUAGCGUCCUGCUUCAACCGUGAAGAUAACCAAAUGAUUCAACCGCUCCCACAGCUGCUUCUGUCUUCUCCUUAACUUCGUAACAAUCUGCCUUUCUUUUGUUAUGCUUUCUUUGCCACUUUUUGUUUUAAUCAGCUGAAUGAAGAGCCUACUGAUGAAUCCUAACUCUGUUUUAAGGAAAAAAAUAAAUAAAAAAUAUAUAUUAAAAAAAAAAAGAAGAAACUGUUUUAGAAAUGUACAAAAAGAAGAGAGGGAAAAAAAUUAUUCCAUCAACAAUACAGCAAGUUUCCAUGUUUAAGAUCAUUGGCAUGUGAGAAUUGUACAUCAGCCUCAGGCUGCAUAAAUGAAUCAAGUAUAGAGAGAAGUCAUUUUUUAAGAAUAUAUAUUAUAUAUUUGUAUGUGUUUGUCUGUUUUUACCUCUCAUCAUCAAAUUGUUUUUUGUUUUUUUUUUUCCAUUUGUAAAUUAUGUUCAAUCUUCUGUUAGUCUGAAUAAGACCUAGUAGCUCUAGAAUGUGAUGAAUUGUCAAUUUCUUUUCUUUUAAAGCUAUCUGAGGGCUCUCAGAUUAAAAAAAAACCAACCAACCACACGACAUUUAAAGGAUCAUAAGUUCCAUUUGAAACCGCUUUUGUCUGUAAUUCAGAGAAAGCCAAGUUGGUUCUCUGAAAAAGUCCUAUCAGGAAGCUAAUGUCGACCAGCAAAGGCAGAGCCAUGAAUGCUGCAAAAGCUGCAUCACAGAGCCCUGUAUAAAGGUCAGUCACCUUUCUGAAAGCCAAUAUAUAUUUAUUGCAGCCAUUUUACCAGGGCAGUGAAUGUAGCUGACUGAGUCUAAAGACAAACAUGAGGGAAGCAAGGUCGGAGAACUGAACUUCACAACCACGCAAGGGAUUUUAAGACUUGUAGAGACGGGGGGGGGGGGGGGUAAAUGUUAAUAUUAAUUUGUGAAGAGACUGGAGAUUGAGGAUAUGUAGAGGCAGUUGGCAUAUUCAGAUGCAUUUGUUUCAUGCAUGCAUACGCAGACACUCUCCUCCUUGUAAUACAUGCACGUAGCGUAGAGGCUGAGUUUGGAUAAUCACAUUGUGUAAUCACCAGUGUAGAUCUGCAGCUGGCACAGAUCAACAGUUCAGAAAACUGAGAUUGUCUUUUAUGCUUCAAGUUGAGAGAUCAUCUGUAAAUGAUGUAAAAGAUUUUUUUUUUGUUAGUUUUUUUUUUUUUAUUCAAGGUUGUGCUGCAGUAAGCACUGUGUCAUUUUAA
Messenger RNA from Archocentrus centrarchus (flier cichlid), 2581 nucleotides. RefSeq names its product growth factor receptor-bound protein 2b (gene grb2b). Bases 330 to 983 code for a protein of 217 amino acids. Lineage: Eukaryota; Metazoa; Chordata; Actinopteri; Cichliformes; Cichlidae. Gene Ontology annotation, molecular function: protein binding. The record is from RefSeq and is a predicted model, not a curated record. The transcript has 6 exons.